Molecule: messenger RNA, 1342 nt
Organism: Pygocentrus nattereri (red-bellied piranha)
Lineage: Eukaryota; Metazoa; Chordata; Actinopteri; Characiformes; Serrasalmidae
Gene: tra2b
Product: transformer 2 beta homolog
Exons: 8
Coding region: 147-974 (275 amino acids)
Biological process (GO): positive regulation of mRNA splicing, via spliceosome
Cellular component (GO): spliceosomal complex
Molecular function (GO): RNA binding
Source: RefSeq, a predicted model, not a curated record
GCCCACUCCUGGCUGGACAGGCGCUGUAGUGCAGGGUGAACGCGCCGCGCUGCCCCGGUGGCGGACAGUAACCUGACUUUUCUGCCUUUAUUCCUCCUCUUCGCUCCUUUCUCUCUCUUUUAUCCGUCUGUCCCGGAGAAACCAGCAUGAGUGACGCCGGGAGGGAGUUCGCCGAGCGGGAGUCGCGCUCGGGCUCCAGGAGUUUGAGUCCAAGGGGCUCUCACAAAUCCACCAGCCGGUCCCCAGCCCGCUCAAAGCAAGGCUCGCACCACUCCCGCUCCAAAUCCCAUUCGCGCUCCAGGUCCAAGUCCGGAUCUCGUUCCCACCGGAGCUCUCGGAGGCACUAUUCCCGUUCCCACUCUCGUUCCCGUUCUCGCCGUCACCGUUCCCGCAGCCGCUCCUACAGUGGAGAUUCCAGACGCAGGCGGAGCCACAGCCGCUCGCCGAUGAGCAACCGCAGACGACACGUCGGGAACAGAGCGAACCCUGACCCGAACCACUGCCUGGGCGUAUUCGGUCUGAGUCUGUACACCACAGAGAGGGACCUGCGGGAGGUUUUCUCCAAAUACGGCUCGCUGGCGGACGUCUGCAUCGUCUACGAUCAGCAGUCCCGCCGCUCGCGAGGCUUCGCCUUCGUGUACUUCGAAAACAGAGACGACGCACAGGAGGCCAAAGAGAGAGCGAACGGGAUGGAGUUAGACGGCCGCAGAAUCCGAGUGGACUUCUCCAUCACGAAGAGACCCCACACCCCGACCCCCGGCAUCUACAUGGGCCGACCCACAUAUGGCGGAGGCCCCAGCAUGAGCCGGCGUCGCGACUACUAUGACCGCGGCUACGACAGAGGCUACGAUCGCUAUGACGACAGGGAUUACUACAGCAAGUCGUACAGGAGAAGAUCUCCAUCUCCGUACUACAGCCGCGGCACGUACCGCUCCAGAUCCCGCUCUCGCUCCUACUCCCCCCGUCACUACUGAAAAUCGGAUUUUCUUGUGUUUUGCCCCCGAAGAUUAUAAUGAAGAUGACAGUGAUGAUGAUGAUGUCAGUGAUGAUGAUGAUGAUGACGACAGCGAUUAUUAUUUUUUUAUUCAUUGAAUGUCAGUUUCAGCUCAGUGAAAGUCAUUUUCGUGUAGCUGAGUUUGAGUUGAUGCCCUGAGCCUGUCGUGGUUCUUUUGCGCUCUGUUUUGUUUUUUCCCCUCCAGUUUUAAUUCGGUUGUCUGAGCUGUCUGUUCUUUAAGGUGCUGGGGUCAACAGCGAUGGCACUAGCGCCCCCUGCCCUUCAAAUUCAUAUCUUUGUGUUUUGACGUUAAUAUUAUUGUCACAAUAAAGUCCACUUCACACCACA